Molecule: messenger RNA, 1824 nt
Organism: Anoplopoma fimbria (sablefish)
Lineage: Eukaryota; Metazoa; Chordata; Actinopteri; Perciformes; Anoplopomatidae
Gene: sgk2a
Product: serum/glucocorticoid regulated kinase 2a
Exons: 13
Coding region: 274-1371 (365 amino acids)
Biological process (GO): protein phosphorylation
Molecular function (GO): ATP binding; protein serine/threonine kinase activity
Source: RefSeq, a predicted model, not a curated record
AAACAAUGAAGAACUGACCUCAGAUCAGCUGUCAGCCUCUCCUGAGACCUCCUCUUCUCCUCACACAGGUGUAGAUCUACACAGGUGAGCACAGGACCUUCCUCUUCUCCUCACACAGGUGUAGAUCUACACAGGUGAGCACAGGACCUUCUCUUCUCCUCACACAGGUGUAGAUCUACACAGGUGAGCACAGGACCUUCUCUUCUCCUCACACAGGUGUAGAUCUACACAGGUCUGUCAAACACUGAUGCUGGAUCAGUGGGAGUGGAAUAGAUGAUAAUGGCCAUGGCAAACUGUAAUUUGCGGUCACCAUCCUCCUCUCCUCAUGAUGAGGUCAACCUGGGACCUUCAGCAAACCCUCAUGCCAGGCCCACUGACUUUGACUUCUUGACCGUCAUUGGCAAAGGGACCUUUGGAAAGGUCCUGCUCGCCAAGCUCAAAGCCGACAACAAGUUCUACGCCGUCAAAGUUCUGCAGAAGAAAGUCAUCCUCAAGAAAAAAGAGCAAAAGAACAUUAUGGCAGAGAGAAAUGUUCUGCUGAAGAGUCUGCAACAUCCCUUUCUGGUUCGGCUCCACUACUCCUUCCAGACUCCAGAGAAGCUCUACUUCGUCCUCGACUACGUGAAUGGGGGAGAGUUGUUCUUUCACCUGCAAAGAGAGAGGUGUUUCUCAGAGCCCAGAGCACGUUUCUACGCAGCCGAGGUAGCGAGUGCCAUCGGCUAUCUUCACUCUCUCAACAUCGUUUACAGAGAUCUGAAGCCAGAGAAUAUUCUUUUAGACUCUCAGGGCCACGUGGUGCUGACAGAUUUUGGGCUUUGCAAAGAAGGUGUGGAACCGGAGGGCACCACCUCAACUUUCUGUGGAACUCCAGAAUAUUUGGCACCAGAGGUUCUUCGUAAGGAAGCGUAUGACAGGACAGUGGACUGGUGGUGUCUGGGAGCAGUGACCUAUGAGAUGAUCUACAGCCUGCCUCCUUUCUACAGCCGUGACGUGGGUGAAAUGUAUGAUGGGAUCCUCCACAAGCCGCUGCCACUUCCUCCAGGGAAGUCUGACGCUGUCUGUUCUCUGCUGGUCGGCCUUCUUCAGAAAGACCAGCACAGACGCCUCGGGGCCAUCGCCGACUUUUUAGAAAUAAAGAACCACACAUUUUUCUCUCCAAUCAACUGGGACGACCUUUACCACAAGAGAAUAACUCCUCCUUACAACCCCAAUGUGAGAGGCCCAGCUGACACUCAACACAUUGAUCCAGAGUUCACCAGAGAAAUGGUUCCUAACUCGGUGAGUCGGAGCCCCGAGCUCAACGCCGGCAGCAGCUCCUACAACGCCUUCAAUGGAUUCUCCUUCGUCGGCACCGACGACAGCUUUCUGUGAGGCAGGAGUUAACUGCUCAAACGUUUGAACAUUGUAAUUGAUUGCGUGAGCACAACUCUUUGGGCUCUCAUGAAAAUAAGAGCUCCUCUUGUACUUGUGCCGAAAUCCCACGUGGCAACUAUUAUGUCUUACUGCUGCAGGGUUUUCCAAACGGUUCCUCUUGAGGUUGUGGCAGUGAGGGAUCACGCCUGCAAUGAAGACAUUUAAGUUAAAAAUAUGUAAAUCUUUUUUCACCUGGAAGUCCCAGGUUUGUUGUUAGAGAGAUAGCGAGGAUCGUCAUGGACGUGUUACCAAUCAUACAGGCCUCGCAAGAAGUAGGAGCAUCUUUAAGAUGCAGUGCAAAUUAUCUUUAUUCCACUCAUUUGCAAUGGAAUUAAGGGUGUGUUUUAUUAUUAUUUUAUAAAUAGAUUUUGUCAUGAUGUGUGGAAAAAAAUAAAAAUGUGUCUUCCUGUG